CCAGGCACAGAGUCUUGAGUUUGGUUGCGGGCAGAUUGAAGGUUUGUUUCACUUUUACUUCCAAGGGGUCCCGGAGAAUUGCAGGCAGGCGUCAGGUACCGCACCAAAGCGUAGGCCUACUCUCGGGGAAGACUCCAGCCGCUUUGCAGGGAACAGAAGGUGAGACCUCCACAACCAUGGCUGAGUUGCUGGAAAACAGCAGAAUGGCAGAUGUCCUUAGCAUUUUGCUGGAAACACCAGAUAAGAUCAAGCUUGACAUUGACAUUUCAGGAGUAACGGGUGCUGUGAAAUCUGCCCUGGUCAAUGCCCUUCGAGGUCUUGGCGAUCAGGAAGAAGGUGCUGCAGAAAUUGGAGUAUGUGAGACCACUAUGAAGGUAGUCCCUUACCAGCACCCUAAACUUCCCUGUAACAAUACAGUAUGGGAUCUCCCAGGAAUUGGCACAUCUCAAUUCACAGCUGAUACGUACCUCCAGCGGGUAAACUUUGACCGCUAUGACUUCUUCAUUAUUGUAGCAAAAGCAAUUGAGCAGCUGGGAAAAAAGUUUUACUUUGUGCGCACCAAGGUUGACUGGGAUUUGGAAAGUGCCAGGAGACAACAGACCCCCUACUAUGAUGAGGAGGGUGUCCUGAGUAAAAUCCAUAACGACUGUAUGCGGAGACUCAGAGAAGCAAAGUUCACCUCCGGGGUUUUCCUCCUUUCCAGAUAUGACCUCAACAAGUACGAUUUCCACCGUUUGGAGGAAACGCUAGAGAAGGACCUCCCUGUCCACAAACAACGGGCUUUUAUUUUGGCCCUUCCAAGCAUCUCCACGCAUAUCCUACAGAAGAAGAAAGCGGUUCUGAAGAAACAUGCAUAGGAAGUAGCCACGGUGUUGUGUGGCGUCACUGCAACCCCAACGGCAGGCAUCCCUUUUGCUUGUGACACGUCCCUCCUCUUGCCGUCCAUGUUAAACUACUAUCAGGAGUUUGGUGUGAAUGAUGAGUCUCUUGCCAAACUUGCUAGGCUGGUUAAGCAACCUGAGGAGGAACUUAGAGCCGAGAUGAAGAAGUCCCCUCUGUCUUCAGCAUUGCAUUUGCAUGUAGACGCGGAGUUUGGGUUUUUCCGUAUUAUGUUCUCACCUCUAUUGCUGCUCCGUGGCUCCCCAGCAGCAGGGAGAAUUGCUUUUAUGUCAACGCUGAGAAUGCUGGAAAGUUUUGUGGAUGAUUUGGAGGAAGAUGCUGAAAGGGUUCUUAACAAGGCAGUUGGGAGGAAA
Messenger RNA from Lacerta agilis (Sand lizard), 1253 nucleotides. Its product is annotated as interferon-inducible GTPase 5-like. Gene Ontology annotation, cellular component: membrane. Gene Ontology annotation, molecular function: GTPase activity; GTP binding. NCBI's taxonomy places the organism in Eukaryota, Metazoa, Chordata, Lepidosauria, Squamata, Lacertidae. The record is from RefSeq and is a predicted model, not a curated record.